Nanorana parkeri is the source of this 1707-nucleotide messenger RNA. It is a transcript of the gene PRRX2, whose product is annotated as paired related homeobox 2. Gene Ontology annotation, molecular function: DNA binding; DNA-binding transcription factor activity, RNA polymerase II-specific. Gene Ontology annotation, biological process: regulation of DNA-templated transcription. The coding region runs from base 344 to 1093 and encodes 249 amino acids. The record is from RefSeq and is a predicted model, not a curated record. Lineage: Eukaryota; Metazoa; Chordata; Amphibia; Anura; Dicroglossidae. The transcript has 4 exons.
GUGCAUGUGAGUGAGAGUUGGUCCCUGCCCUAGAGGGGGAGAGAAGACAGGGAGAGUUAAGGAGAGGAGAGGAAGAGGAGAAAACGAGAUAGCACACACUAAAAGAAAAGCAGACAGUGGGGGAAGUAAAGUCAGUUGCGGGAGAGAACAGAUUAAAGGCUGCAAGUUCUUGAGAGAGAAGCAGAAGGAGAAGGAGAAGCAGCAGGGAAAAGUUACUGGAAAAGUUCAAAGAGGAGAAAGGAAGUUUUUUUUUUUUGAAGUUUACAGAACAAGGGAGGCAAAGUUUUCUAAGUCUGAUCUGAGGAGGGGGGAAAGAAGCUGUUAAGUGACCAGGGCAAGGGGCAUGGAUAGGGAUCUUGGCCUGGACAAGUCAGGACCCCCACACACAAUGCGGAUUUUGGAAACCCCAGAACUUCCCCACAGCAGGAAGAACUUCAGUGUCAGCCACCUCCUGGACCUGGAGGAAGCAGCAGCUGCAGGGAUGCAGGGCUCCCGAGAUCUGCGGCCACCGAACGAGGAAGAGGACAAGGACCCGAUGACAGGGGGCAGCAGUGACAGCGAAGUGACGGUGCAGGAAGGUGAGAGCUCUAUUUCUGGUUGUGCAAAAAGUGCGCGGAUUAAGAAAAAGCAGAGAAGGAACAGGACUACCUUCAACAGUAGCCAACUUCAGGCCCUGGAGAGAGUGUUCGAGAGAACCCACUACCCAGACGCUUUCGUACGAGAAGAUUUGGCAAGAAGGGUUAACCUGAGCGAGGCCAGAGUACAAGUGUGGUUUCAGAAUAGGCGAGCCAAGUUCAGAAGGAAUGAGCGAGCCAUGCUGGCCAGCCGAUCGUCCUCCCUGCUAAAAUCAUACAGCCAAGAUCCCCUUAUAGAGCAGCAGAUCAGCCCUCGACCAACCAGUCUGGCCCCGGAAUUUAUGUCCUGGAAUUCUAACAGCUACAGCGCCGCUUUGCCGCCCUACAAUCCAAACACCACCUCUGCACCAAACACAAUGCCCACCCAAGGAGUCAACAUGGCCGACAGCAUCGCCAGCCUUCGCCUUAAAGCCAAGGAGUUCAGUCUGCACCACAGCCAGGUUUCCACUGUUAACUGAAGCCUGGCAGGAUAGAUGGGAGACUAUUUCCAAGCCACGAGGCGAGGGGUGUGCUGGACAUGCCACAGUUGAGCCUAUGGCCACCAGCAACAACAACAAAAAUGUUAAGACUGUGGCUCCAUUUUGAAGCUCCUGAUAUUGCAAGAAAGACACUGUGAUGUAUCUGACAAUCAGAUCGGAGUCCAGUCUCCAGAUCAUGCAGCCGCAAUAUGGCCUCCCCACCGCUAAUAAGCCAUAUUGUAUAAAAAGAUACAUGUGAGUUGGGCAACAGCCAAGGUCCAAACAUCCUGGACAGGACCCUCGAUCCGUACAAAAACAUUUGACUUGUGACUGUAGAUAUUUCAUAGCUAGAAUUUCACACAGUAAUCAAUAUUUUGCUCCAUGUUGUCCUAUCAUUCCUUGUAUGCCUCCUCACCAUUUCUGUUUGUUGUCUAGGCUUCCCCUUUUUUUGGUACGCGCUGUAUAUAUGUAGAUACAUAACGUGCCUUGUAUAUAUGUCCUUUUAUGCCAUUCUCCCAAACCUUAAUUGAGUGUUAGACUGGGCCCAUGUCUGGAUCUCUACUUUCCCUUGUCCUUUGAUAUUCUGACCGUGAUGAUGUCACAAAAAUGACCAG